AUGGUCACCCUAAAGCUCAACAUUGAUGCCCUUGGAGACCUUGGAAAUCUCGACAGGCAGGCGAAUACAUUCUCUAGCUUCCUGUCGGACAUCCGAACCAAGGUUCCCAGGUUCAAAUGGCUGAGCACACCCCCGACCGCAGUCCCCGAGGGGUUCCACGCCCUUCACUACAUGAUCUUUCUGGUCUUUUGCGACUUUCUCCAACCAGAAAGCUCCUUGUCAACAAGCGAUGCGGUCAAUUGUAUUCUCAAGGCAUUCCCCGGCCAUGAAGUCGACUAUGGCGCCAUUAUCAUCGUCUGCCUAGAGCUCGCCGCGCAGAUCCCCUACCACCACCCCUCGCAACAGAAACUCGCAAGACUGCUGUGGUGCAUGGGAAGGAGUACGGAACGGCUCAAUCAGGGCGGGUGGAAUAACGGGGAGCUCGAAGCCUUUUACCAGACGCUUGGGAUAGACCUCACGGAUGCCAACCUGCAGCCAAGAGAAGAGUCAGAUCCCGAGUACUCCUCGGAUAGGUUCGUCAACUACGUGGCUUUUGUUGCCAAUGUCCUGGCCAUCGGCAUCUUUCGCCCCUGGUCGAGGACUCCCUUGUCUAUCCUCAGCCGCGCUUUGGAGAGGAGACACAACGAGGAGACUCCGGAGGUCCGGGAUGCGUGGGUUCUUGGCGCGGCGCAGCUGGUCCUGUGGCAUGGCCAGGGACUAUUUAAGCUUGUGCUGAGCCCCGAGGACCUGGUGGAGGAUGACAAGGUACCGAGGUGGCUUGUUGGUGAGCCCGAGGAGCAUGGGCCUAUCGAGUUGGAGAGAUGGGUAUUGUGGAGGGAUAGAUUCAACGAGGUGGCUGGCAACGAGACAUACGGAGCUGAGUGUAGAGAUGUUGCAAAGAAGGCGGCUGAGAUAAUGGAUGUGAUAAAGAGAAGCAUGCUAUUUAAGGUGUAA
Phialemonium atrogriseum is the source of this 933-nucleotide messenger RNA. RefSeq lists its product as uncharacterized. NCBI's taxonomy places the organism in Eukaryota, Fungi, Ascomycota, Sordariomycetes, Cephalothecales, Cephalothecaceae. Bases 1 to 933 code for a protein of 310 amino acids. The transcript is spliced from 2 exons. The record is from RefSeq and is a predicted model, not a curated record.